AAUGAUCAUCAUCACACCACAACACUCCAUAGUCUUCCUUUAUAUUGGCCACCUCCUGACACUAUCAUCAUCUUGUCGGCCUCUUUAAUCUCCCAUUACUCCUCCUCUCCCCUCCCUAAACCCCAAACUUCCCUCUCCCCUACGCAAAAUCAAUCCAUCCUGUUCUCUUUGAUUCAAUUUCUCCUAUAACCUCCCUUUUUCUAACAAAUAUAUAUUAUAUAUCUUCAAUUCUUGUUCAAGCUAGCUCCUUGGAUUCAAAUCCUGACUAGUUUUUCCUUCUUUCUUUCUUUUUUCUUCACUCCUUUCUGAAACUGAAUUAAUUAACCAUGAAACACCAACAGAUUAGCCUCGAAAGAAAUAGUAGCUGCAGCAGAAGCACAGGAAAAAUAAUCCCAUCAAACUACAUGAGAUCAAUCCCUGAACAAGAAGAUCAUCACUCUCAAAUCUCUGUACGACGCCUUAAUAAUACCAAAAUCAAUUCAAGGUUUACUUGUUUUUUUAGUUCAAUUUUCAAGAUUCUGUCUUUCCCAAAUAUACUCUUCCCUGCAGCCUGUAAAUGGCUAUCAAUCCCAACUCAGAACCUGUCCAUAACCCCUUCUCUUGGCCGGAAAGUCACUGGAACCAUCUUUGGAAACCGCCAUGGCCAUGUCAACUUCGCGGUCCAGGAUGACCCGGUUUCUGAACCGGUCUUAUUACUCGAGCUUCCGAUGUCUACGGCAAUGUUAGUUAAGGAAAUGUCAUCAGGUUUGGUCAGGAUCGCCCUGGAAUGUGAUAAGGUUCGUGCUCCUCAGGUUCAGACAGGCCGGCAGGGGAAGCUGUUUAAUGAACCAACAUGGACUAUGUAUUGUAAUGGAAGGAAGUGUGGGUACGCCGUGUCGCGGAGGUGCACAUAUUCUGAUCAGUACGUGUUUGAAACCGUUAAGAGUGUUUCGGCUGGCGCUGGGGUUAUUCCGGUGAUAGAGGAUGGGCAUAAGAGCGACGGUGUAGACGGUGAGUUGAUGUAUAUGAGGGCUAAGUUUGAGCGAGUUGUAGGGAGUCGUGACUCAGAGGCAUAUUAUAUGAUGAAUCCUGAAGGAAAUGGAGUGCCUGAACUCAGUAUAUUUUUACUAAGAAUAUAAGAAAAAUCAUCUAGGUGGCGGUCCAGUGGUAAAAGUUUGGAAUUAAGAGAUUUGUUUUCUUUGUAGUCUCAGGUUGGAACCAUGUGGUUGCUUAUAUAAUGGUCAUUGGAGGCUUAUAUGGUCGUUAACUUCAGGACCCGUGGGAUUAGUCGAGGUACGCGCAAGCUGGUCCGGACACCUACGUUAAACUAAAAAAAAAGAAUAUGAGAAGAAACAAAGACUUUGUUUUCGUGAUUUAUGGUUAUUGGGUAAUGUAAGGUGAAGAUGCUUGUUUAAUUAAUUAAUUAGUGACUUGUACGAUGCUUGGUUUAUAUUUGAUUUUCUUUCUCUGUAUUUUUGUUUAGACUUUAGAUUUUAUACAUUUUCCCCGUUCAUGAAAUAAAAUAUACACUAAUAACAAAUCAAA
Molecule: messenger RNA, 1524 nt
Organism: Populus trichocarpa (black cottonwood)
Lineage: Eukaryota; Viridiplantae; Streptophyta; Magnoliopsida; Malpighiales; Salicaceae
Product: protein MIZU-KUSSEI 1
Exons: 1
Coding region: 327-1118 (263 amino acids)
Biological process (GO): hydrotropism
Source: RefSeq, a predicted model, not a curated record